Bactrocera neohumeralis is the source of this 1742-nucleotide messenger RNA. It is a transcript of the gene Jhbp2, whose product is annotated as protein takeout. Lineage: Eukaryota; Metazoa; Arthropoda; Insecta; Diptera; Tephritidae. The record is from RefSeq and is a predicted model, not a curated record. The transcript is spliced from 6 exons. The coding region runs from base 703 to 1461 and encodes 252 amino acids.
CACUUCUGGCAACACAACCUGGUUAAAACACCUUGGCCGACAAAGUUUGAGCUCAUUUGUGGCCGAAACCGCGUGAAAGUUGUACGCUGCCGCGAAUCUCCGACGAAGAAAGGAAAAAUUUAAGAAAAUACAAAAAAAUAAUAAAAAAUAUAUAAAAAAAAGUUCAAAGUAAAAAAUUCGAAUAGGAGUAGCCGCACGUGUGUGUGUUUCUUUACAUAAAUUCUUGCGUUCGCCUAACGAACGUUGUGAGCACUUGAAGCCUAUAUAUGGUAUAUAAAUACCUCUAUAUUAUAUAAAUACAUGCGUACUAAUUUAUUUUUUGUUGUGUGUUACGCGUUUUGCUUUGAGUCUUGACCUAAUUUUCCUGCUGCUGGCAUUCCAGUGUUAUUUUGUUUGUUUUGUUGUUGUCAAUAUUGGCCCUCGUAGAAAGGCCGCGAUUUCGUGUCUCAAAGUGAAAUUAUUGUUUAUUACUUAAGUGUUCUGUUAAACCGAACGCCAGCUGCGUUUUAUUGCACUUUCGCUGGCAACGAUCGCUCGAGAGACACAUUAACGACACUAAUAUCAGUGAAGACGUUACACUUUGAAGCGGUGCUAAUUGGGAUCACUCUUCAAGAGGUGUUAACUAGUUUUGUGCGUAUUUUUCUCCGCUGACAAAUAGCCAACACUUUUACUUUCCGCACGUUGAAAAUAAAGUCUAUAAAUAUGUUUAAACUCGGUUUGAUUUCGAUUUUAACACUAAUCAGCUGGAUUGCAACAAAUGCUCAGGACGAUGUGCAACCCUAUUUCCUUCAACAGUGCCCGCGCGAUGAGGAAUACAUUAACGAAUGCCUGCGUGACAGUGGCAAUAAAUUGGUGCAUUACUUGCGCCAGGGCGUACCUGAGCUGGAUAUUUAUGAUAUCGAACCGGUUAUCAUUGAUGAGAUUGGUAUUGUGCUGGGCAGCGGACCGGACGGUUAUCGAGCCCUCUUCCGUAAUAUACAAGCAUAUGGUGUUAGUAAUAUAACUGUAACAAAUGUGCGUUCCGAUUUGGAGACUCUACAAUUUCAGUUGACUUGCGAAAUUCCACACAUUAAAGUGCGUUCGCAAUACCGCUCGACAGGCGUCUUGAUUUUGGUGAAAGCCUCAGGUGCUGGUGAUUAUUGGGGCGAAUAUGAUGGCGUCAAAGCAAAAAUUUACUUCAAAGCCAUACCCAAUUUGGCUGACGAUGGACGCACAUACCUAACAGCCGAUCAGGUUAAAAUGGAUUUCAAUGUAAAGGAAAUAAAAAUGGGUGUGGAUAAUAUUGCUAAUGGCAACACAGUGAUACAGGCCGCAUUGAAUCUCUUCAUCAAUUCCAAUGCACAGGAGCUGCUGAAGGAAAUGAAACCGGCGCUACGCACGAAACUCACGCUCGUCAUACGCAACUUCAUGGAUCGAAUAUUCGCUAAAAUACCGCUCGACCAAUGGAUCAAUUUGAAUUAGUAGUAGCGUUGGCAGUAACGCAUAUUCUCUUAAAGUAAAAAAAAGGUCCAACACUUACCAGUUAAUUAGCUUAGCGGUAAUUUAAUGUAUUCUUAUACUAUUAGCAAUUAGUCACACCUAUUUAUUUCAAUAAAUUAUUUAAGAUAUUUAAAGGUAAACGUUUAGAACUAAAGUUGUCACUAAGCGACAAAAUAAAAUAACCGAAACAAAUAUUCAGCGUUCGCACGAUUAUAAGAAAAUUGCAGUUCUACAAAUAAAUGUAAUUUACUACUUAUAAAUUA